AAGAAUUUAAAGAAGAAGAGGAAUUUCAAGAAGAAGAAGAAGAAGAAGAAUAUCAAGAACAAGAAGAAGAAGAAUAAGAAUUUCAAGAUGAAGAAGAAGAAGAAGAAUUUCAAGAAUAAGAAGGAGAAGAAUUUCAAGAAGGCGAAGAAGAAGAAUUUCAAGAAGAUAAGGAAGAAGAAGGAUUUCGAGAAGGAGAAGAAGAAGAAGAAAUUCAAGAAGAAGAAUAAGAAGAAUUUCAAGAAAAAGAAGACCAAGAAGAGGAAUUUCAAGAAGAAGAAGAAGAUGAAUUUCAAGAAGAGGAAGAAGAAGAAGAAGAAUAUCAAGAAGAAGAAGAAGAAUUUCAAGAAGAAGAAGAUGAAGAAUAAGAAUUUCAAGAAGAAGAAGAAGAAGAAGUAUUCCAGGAAGAAGAAGAAGAAAGGGACUUUCAAAAAAAAGAAGAAGAAUCUCAAGAAGGAGAAGAAGAAGAAUUUCAAGCAGAAGUAG
This is a messenger RNA of Echinostoma caproni, 483 nucleotides long. The record is from the annotation of a GenBank genome assembly. Lineage: Eukaryota; Metazoa; Platyhelminthes; Trematoda; Plagiorchiida; Echinostomatidae.